GCUCCGAAGACGCAACGCUCAGAACUGAGGCAAUGUCAUCGAACUUAUGUAAUCGAAAGUAUUACAUCCACGGCCCAGCUGCUUAUGGUAUACGUGCAGCCUCAUAUACAGAUCUCGCCACGGUUGUUUUGUGCAUCGCUCAAUCGAUUCAGGAAAACGUCGAAGAUAUCCAGGAAAGCUUCCAUUUUCGAAGAGCAAUUGACGGCAGUAGAGGAAGAAAAUACUUUAGUACCGAUGAAGAUGGAUCGUACGAUAGGUAUGACUCAACGGAUGGUGACUACGACUCCAGUCAGGUAGAAUCGGGAUUUUCGGAUAUCAGAUCGAACGUACCUGGUGAGCCAGGUGUCAAUUAUCCAACCUACACCAGCGUGCCGAAAACAAGAUUCUCCUGUCAGGGUCGGAUGCCGGGUUACUAUGCUGACGAGGAAGCUGGAUGUCAGGUUUUUCACGUAUGUCACAAUGUGGUGGUUUCUUCGUUCGUCUGCCCAGUUGGAUCAAUUUUUUCACAAACUUUACUUACCUGUGAUUGGUGGAGUAACGUAGAAUGUGGAGUGCCCAAUGAUGAUCAUUUUCUACACCAACAAAUAUAUCAUAACGAGGAACAAAUGAUCCAAAAAGCGUACGAAAUGAUGCAGCUGCCAAAGCCGAACAGUGGUGGAAGUGAUCAACAAAUCAGAGGAAGACAACUAAACAUUGUGAAAGUUGCAGGCAAAGAAAACGACAAAACAAAUAUCCGUGAAAGGAUUGCAGUAUCGAGUGAAAGAGACCCUCCAAAUCAUGGAAUCUUCCAUACAGAACAGCCUCCACUGCAAGAAAAUUCUCGAUUGAGAAAGAACAAUGACGGUGUUAAUGACGAUUACACUCCAGCUAAGCAGAAUUUGAUCAAUAUCCGGCUUCGGCCGAAAAACUUUCAGAUCAAUCGUCCGGGCGAGGAUUCCAGAUUAAACGAUCGAGCGAAAGAUUCAUCAGUUAUCUACAUUCAAAGAAGUGUCAACGAUGACUCUCAGAAUGUUUAUUCAACAGUGCGACCAAUUAUAAUACAAGAAAAUUUUCAAAACUCUGAUAACCACGAUAUUAACAUUUACAAAGAAGAAUUUCAGCCAUCCUAUGCUCCAACUGUUCCAACGGUUACCACAACGACACGAAAAUUAUACUCACCCACGGUACCUGUAACUACAUACAGACCUUCUACGGCAGCUUACAAAAAUGAUGAUCAAGACUUGGGAAGCUCAGAUCAUCUUUACAUUCACGGUAAGAAUAGUAACAUUUUGACAUCGCAAUCAACGACAAUUCACGAAGAUCGUAAAUCGGAAAAUAAUAAUUCCAAAAAUUCAGCCAUCUUGAAUAGUGAACCAAGUGAGCAAUCAGAUACCGCAAAUCCAAUUACCGCAGACAAGAAGCACCGUGAAAUUUUCGCAAAAGCUGUUCAACCGACGGAGAGCUUUGGGUCGGGGGUACAAGAUUCGUAUUUUUCAAACCCUAAAUCGAACAUUGGAAAUACCACAGAGGAAGUCGAAAUAGUGCCAUCGAUUUUCAAUUCGGAAUCAUAUAGUCAUGGACAAAAUUAUCGUCACUUUUACGCUGAACAGGAUUCGUUAAGUGAUGAAUUCCACGCACGAGUUACUGAGAAAAGGGAAGGUUUUUUGGUCGACAAUUACCCAAAUGCUGCGCUGCAAAUAGGCUUGGUAAAUGAUUCCAACAAAGAGAACAGUGACAUGCUUAAUUCCCCUGGCAAGAUACCACCGUUGAUUAUUCAAAUUCCACGACCUUCGGGGUCAUCAGAUUCGUCUUCUACCAAUAUUCGUGACCAACUACUCACUUUCGAUAUGUUCAAUAUGUCGCUAGCUCUGGUACUUCAACCUCCGCGAGAGGGAGGAUCGUUAGGAAUGGAUUCUAAGGAUACUAUGAGUGUAAAUGUAACUCCUGAAGGACCCAAUAUGAUUCCACUGUUGAUCCCUCCAAGUUCGCCACCUAUACUAUCGUCAGGAAUACGAUCUCCAGGGAUAAUCGAUGACGAAGAUAGCUCCAAUGAACCACGCAGCUUACCACCUAUUUCUGAAAUUGGAUCAUCAGGGAUGGUUACAGUUGACGUUGAUAGUAGAGUAAGGACUUCAUCAUCCGAGAAAAAUGUAUUUAACAUAUCGACCAGGAUACCACCUCUGAUUUCUCAAUCUUCGGAAGCACCAAGUAGGAAGCCAGCUUUGAUCUGGCAAGUAUUACAAUCAGUUGAAAUACCAGGGAUAGAUUCAAAACUUUUUACUGAUGAAAUGAAAAUUUCUCAAUCCUCUACUAGGAUACCACCACUGAUUCCUCAAUCUUCGGAUUUAAACAACGACUCAAGUAUAUUUGAUCAAUCAGUCACGAUACCACCUCUGAUAUUUCAAUCUUCUAGCGUUAACAACGAUAAACCUGCGUUUGAUACAUCAACGAGAAUACCACUGCUGAUUUCUCAACCGUUAAACUCCAACAAGGACGCCAAUGUAGCUGAUGCACCGACCGGGAUGUCUCUUUCAAUCUCGCAAAUUUCACCAUCAGCCGGAUUGCCAGGAUUAGUUUUAACGGAUACUGUUGAUAGACCACAGACGCCUCAGCCAUCUGAUACGAUACUACCUUUGAUUCCACAAUCUUUGGAUACGAACAGCGAUCGAAAUCUGUUCGACGCAUCAACCAGAGUUCCACCUCUGAUCGGACAAACCUCACAACUCGCCGGUUUGCCAGCGGUAGGUUUAUCGGAUGUUACCGAUAAAACACAGAAUUCUCAACCACCUACUAACAAUAAUAAUAAUGAAAAUAUAUCUGAUGCACCAGCCAGGAUGCCUCCUUUGAUUUGGCAAAUCUCACAACCAGCCGAAUCAGUAAGGAUAAAUUCAACGGCUCUUAUCAAUCGAACACAGGUUUCUCCAUCAUCUAAUAGCAUACCGCCUUCGAUUGAACAAUCUUCAAAUGUAAAUAACGAUAAGAACGUCUUUGAUACAUCAACCAGGAUACCGCCGUUGAUCACACAAACCUUGGGUGCAGUCUCGACGGAUUCUGCUGACAGGAUAGAGACAGAUACGUCUCAAUCAUCUAAUAGCAUACCACCUUUGAUUCCACAAACUUCAGAAGCGAAUAAUGACGAGAAUAUCUUUGAUACAGCUACCGGGUUACCACCUUUGGUCACACAAACUACGGGUGUAGCCUCAAAGAAUUCUGCUGACAGAACAGAGACUUCUCAACCAUCUGACAGUAUACCACCUCUAGUUUCACAAUCUUUGGAUGCAAACAGCGAUCGAAAUGCGUUUGACGCAUCAACCAGAAUUCCACCUCUGAUCAUACAAAUCUCACGACCCGCCGGAUUGCCGGAGGUAAGUUUAUCGGAUGUUACCGAUAGAACACAGAUUUCUCAAUCACCUACUAGGAUACCACUGGUAAUUCCGCAAUCUACGAAUCCUGGUAAUAACGAAAAUAUUCCUGAUGCACCAGCCAGGAUGCCUCCUUUGAUUUGGCAAAUCUCACAAUCAGCCGAAUCAGUAAGGAUAAAUUCAACGGCUGUUGUUAAUCGAACACAGGCUUUUCAACCAUCUAAUAGCAUAACCCCUCCGAUUCAACAAUCUUUAGAUGAAAAUAACAAUGAGAAUGUCUUCGAUACAUCAACCAGGAUACCACCUUUGAUCACAGAAGUCUCAGGUGUAAUGGCAACGGAUUUUGCUGACAGAAUAGAGAGUUCUCGACCAUCUAACAACAUACCACUUCUGAUUUCACAAUCUUCAGUUACAAAUAAUCAUGGGAACAUCUCUGAUAUAGCUACCAGGGUACCACUCUUGAUCACACAAACCUCGGGUGGAGUCUCCACGGAUUCUGCUGACAGAACAGAGACAGAGAGUUCUCAAUCAUUUGACAGUAUACCACCUCUGAUUCCACAAUCUUCAGAAGCGAAUAAUAAUGAGAACAACUUUGAUACAGCCACCAGGGUACCGUCCUUGAUCACACAAAACUCAGGUGUAGGCUCGACGGAUUCUGCUGACAGAACAGAGACCGAGAAUCCUCAAUCAUUUGACAGUAUUCCACUUCUGAUUCCACAAUCUUUAGAUGCGAAUAAUAAUGAGAACAACUUUGAUACUGCCACCAGGGUACCGUCCUUGAUCACACAAAACUCAGGUGUAGGCUCGACGGAUUCUGCUGACAGAACAGAGACCGAGAAUCCUCAAUCAUUUGACAGUAUUCCACUUCUGAUUCCACAAUCUUUAGAUGCGAAUAAUAUUGAGAACAACUUUGAUACAGCCACCAGGGUACCACCCUUGAUCAUACACGCCUCGGAUGUAGUCGCAACGGAUUCUGCCGACAGAACAGAGAAUUCUCAACCAUCUGACAGCAUACCACUUCUAAUUCCACAAUCUUUAGAUGCAAAUAAUGAUAGGAACAACGUUGAUACAGCCACCGGGGUACCGCUCUUGAUCACACCAACCUUGGGUGUAGUCUCCACGGAUUCUGCUGACAGAACAGAGACAGAGAGUUCUCAAUCAUUUGACAGUAUACCGCCUCUGAUUCCACAAUCUUCAGAAGCGAAUAAUAAUGAGAACAACUUUGAUACAGCCACCAGGGUUCCGCUCUUGAUCACACCAACCUUGGGUGUAGUCUCGACGGACUCUGCUGACAGAACAGAGACCGAGAAUUCUCAAUCAUUUGACAGUAUUCCACCUCUGAUUCCACAAUCUUUAAAUGCGAAUAAUGAUAAGAACAACUUUGAUACAGCCACCAGGGUACCACUCUUGAUAACACAAACCUCGGGUAUAGCCUCGACGAAUUCUGCAGACAGAACAGAAAAUUCUGAACCAUCUAUCAGCAUACCACCUUUGAUUCCACAAUCUUCAGCAGCAGAUAAUAAUGAGAGCAUCUUUACUGUAGCCACCAGGACACCAUCCUUGAUCACACAUACCUCGGAUGUAGUCUCGACGAAUUCUGCUGACAGAACAGAGACACAGACUUCUCAAUCAUUUGACAGUAUACCACUUCUGAUUCCACAAUCUUUGGAUGCCAACAAUGACAUGAAGGUGUUUAAUACACCGGCCAGAAUGCCAUUCUUGAUUCCUGAAUCUGUAAAAUCCAUGACGUCGUUCACUUCACAGAACCCAAGUGCAGUCAGUAAUCAAAAUGUGGCUGGAAAACCAUCCAAGAUACCACCGAUGAUUUCUCAAAUCCCGCAGGGAGGGGAUUCAAUGGUUGUUAUCGAUCGACCACAGACUUUUGACACGUCUACUGCGAUACCUCUUCUGAUUCCUCAAACUUCUAAAUCUACAGAAUCACCAGUGACACAAUUUCCGUGUUUGCUUACUGGAAUUAAUAGUGUAUCAUGUAAGAAUCCUCCUCUGCUCUCUGAAACUCCAGAGUCUCGAAACUCAUCAGAGGGUGUCCUAGUGAACAAUUCUGACAAAGAACAUGUUGCUUCUUCAUCACCAUAUAUACCGGCAUUGGUUACUGACGUGCUGCAACCUCCAAAGUUACCAAAUAUAGAUUUGAUGGAUGUUUUUAAUCGAGGACCAGCCGUACUUCCAUCAACUGAAGCACCGCCUCUAGUCCAGACUUCAAACCCUCGUGAUCCAUGGGCCGUACCGUUGCAUGACUUAUCCAACUCUCUUCAUCCAUCGUUUAGUUCUGCACAAGGAAAGCACUACCUAUCUCCAUUCGAAUAUCAGAAGCCCAUAUCGUUCAACUCCGGCCAGAUACCACAGCAGCAACCAGGAGAUCAAUUUGCAAGACAACCUCUGGUGAAACAUCUCACCUACGAUUCAAGUGUGGGGAAUUUGGAAACUAAGAAUAGCCAAUUUGCUGUUGUGUCCAGUACCAACAAGGAAUCAUCAACAACUAGCUAUCCAAAUAUCGCCUUCACUCCAUUUCCACUCAGAUUUGAUAAUCCCUUCCUCAUCCCAAGCGGAAAAAAAUUAGAAGUGCACACAUCUGAUGCUCGGGGGACCAUCUCUCAAGGAUUGAUUCCGGCUGAUUGUAACGAAAAUAUGAGUUUUCGAACAGACGGAGCUUCGUUGUGCUCUCAGUUUUAUACUACUCCGUCGACUUUCAUUUCACAAGCUGUUGAGUCAUCACAAGAUACACGAGGCCAAAAGACCAUCGGACUGCAAAAUUCAAAACCAGCUGAUGAAUCGGCAAAUUUGUUUAAUUCGGCAAUUGUUCCUCAUAACGCAUAUCGGGAAAAUGUCGCAGCCAAUGUUUUCAGGGAAAUAACCGCUGUGGAAAAUAAUGAACGUUUUGAAUCCAGCACACCCAAGAAUAUCCUGGAUCUAUCUGGUUUAACGACCACAGGAAAACUUGACGCAUCCAACAAGGAUAUUUUGCAGGCUCUUCGACCAAACACUUCACCGGCUGGCCUGCCGGUCAGCUUAAGCCAAAUAGAAGAUUCGAUCAACAAUAGUAAUGAUUUGCCAUACGAGAUUUCCUUCACGAUCAACGCUGGUGACGACUUUAAUCCAUCGGAAGAUUUCAUAAGCAAACUUCUUGCGCAACACCGGAAUAACGCGUCGCCUGGUUUCGCUGGCUUGGAAGGUUAUGAAAUCAUUAGGUCUGAUGAUAUUGAAGGUUCAGUGAACGAAAAGAAUUUGGAGCCGACUAUAGCACCAACUAUAGCACCAACUAUAGCACCAACUAUAGCACCAACUAUAGCGCCAUCUAUCGAACCAACUAUAACACGCUCAAAGUCAGUCGGCAAUCGCGCUGAAGCAAUAGACUCAGUUAAAUCGGAAGUCUUGCCACGACCGUUCCCCUUCCGAACCGACCAGGGCGUAGCAUUGAAGCCAAGACUGAAUUCGCAAUUUGACUAUCUUUCCAUCCUCAACCAACAAUCCUCGGCGAGCAAUCAUGACGUGAAUCCUUUAGCGACAGAUAUAAAUGGCUCCUUGGAAUCACUCUUUGCUUCGGCGCAGAAGACGGCCGUAACUUCUACCCCAUCAAGAGAGCAGCUUUUAGAAGAAUUAACGAAGAAUUUUGGACAACCCUACUUCUCGUUUGACACUCGCCAAAGUUACUUUACCCCACUUACACCUUCUGCUAAUAUAAAUUACAAUCUUCCUCCACCGUUUGUCAAUUUAGAGCAAUUUCGAAGCGGUAAGAAAGCCUCUGUUUGGCAGUCGGCUCCUAUUAGUCCUGAGACACCGAAAACUUCAACAACAACAACAACAACAACAACGCCUAAGCCCAUCAAGACAGUCGUAGAGACGGAAUUUAUUCCUUCGUUGAGUUUUUCGUUUGACUCUGCCCAUGAGCGAAGGGAAUACGUAGAUGCUGUACUGAACGGAUUUGUGACCGAAAACAAAUUCAGUGACCCCUGGAGCGAUAUUGCAAGUACCUACUGGGAAUCGAGUCAAACUUGAAAAUCUCGAAACUUUAAUAAUAAGAUGGGGUUGACGUAGUAUCAUAGGUCAAGCUAGGAUGCAUGUGUAACUGUAACAUAUGGCCUUACUUUACAUACUAUAUUGAGUAAGAAUUUGUACAUAUAUAUUAAGUGAGUGUAUAUUGUAAUAACGUUUUGUACGAUUUAUUGAAAUUAGAAAUUAAGUUAUAUACGAAAAUUUAUUUCUUGUUUAAGUUCUAUUUCCUUCAUCUUUGAGAACUUCUACACAGAACGGCAAAGGAAUUGAUGCACUGUAAAUAAAAUGACUCUCUAGCAUGGUGUGGUCAAUCACCACGAAGGUAUUUCGAGUUAUUUCAGCUACUCAACUGUGUAAAAGACAAUCACAUAAAAGAAUUUAAUUUAAUUU
Messenger RNA from Diprion similis, 7745 nucleotides. RefSeq lists its product as uncharacterized. NCBI's taxonomy places the organism in Eukaryota, Metazoa, Arthropoda, Insecta, Hymenoptera, Diprionidae. The transcript has 5 exons. The record is from RefSeq and is a predicted model, not a curated record. Gene Ontology annotation, molecular function: chitin binding. Gene Ontology annotation, cellular component: extracellular region. Bases 33 to 7358 code for a protein of 2441 amino acids.